CCUUUGAUUCCAAUUUUUUGAAGUAGCGUGCUAGCUGGAUUGUUAGUUUUGAAUCUUUGAGAUGUCAAGCAUGAUAUAAACAUGUUUUCGUAAGAGGAAAACAUAUAAAGCAUUGAGAAUAUUCUAAAAGACAUGAGAGACUGAUAUUGCUUAAAGAAUGUGCAGCAUAACGCUCAAGUGAUUUAAGAUAUCAAUGAUAUAAUUUCUAGCAGUAUCCUUUGGCCACACUAGAAGGAAGCGCCCAGGCAUAAAACCUUGCAUGAUUUAUCAUAAUUAAAGUUUUAGUUCAAUAAUUUUUUGAUGAAAUUCAAUACUAAUUUGAUUAUUACACUAAAUGCUUCCAAAAGUAAUCGAAUUUGUAUGUGUUGCUAACAAAAAUAUAAGUGGUGGACAGGAAUACUUCUUGGCCAAAUUCAAUGAGCAUGUGGCCUUGUAUCAGCGAACUUCUUAUUCAGAGUUGACAGCUAGUUUAUGGCUUUCCUUGCGCCUUCAGUUAUUAGCAGCAUUUAUCAUCUCGUUUGUUGCGACAAUGGCUGUUAUUGGAUCUGGUGGCAAUUUGCCCAUUAGUUUUGGUACCCCAGGGCUGGUAGGAUUGGCACUCUCAUAUGCAGCACCGAUUGUUUCUUUGUUGGGGAGUUUUUUGACAAGUUUUACUGAAACAGAGAAGGAAAUGGUUUCAAUUGAGAGAGUUCUUGAGUAUAUGGAUGUACCACAAGAAGAACUCAGUGGACACCAGCCUCUGAGCACAGAUUGGCCAUUUCAUGGAUUGAUUGAGUUUCAGAAUGUUACCAUGAGAUAUAAGCGUUCGUUACCAGCUGCACUGCAUGAUGUCACAUUCACUAUAGUGGGAGGAACACAGGUUGGAAUUAUUGGAAGAACGGGUGCUGGAAAAUCUAGUGUCCUGAAUGCCCUUUUUCGCCUCACCCCUAUAUGUGGUGGGCGGAUUCUGGUGGAUGGACUUGACAUAAACAGUGCCCCUUUGAGAGAUCUUCGUGCACAUUUAGCCAUUGUUCCUCAGAGUCCCUUCUUAUUUCAGGGAUCAUUAAGGGACAACCUAGAUCCACUGCGGAUGUGCAAUGACUUGAAAAUUUGGAAUAUUUUGGAGAAAUGCCAUGUGAAGGAGGAAGUUGAAGCAGCAGGUGGAUUGGAUAUUCAUGUGAAGGAAUCUGGGAUGUCAUUUUCUGUUGGGCAAAGGCAGCUUCUUUGUCUUGCACGUGCUCUUCUGAAAUCAUCGAAGGUACUCUGUUUGGAUGAAUGCACAGCUAAUGUUGAUACUCAAACAGCUUCAAUCCUACAAAAUACAAUAUCUAGUGAAUGUAGAGGCAUGACAGUUAUCACAAUUGCUCAUCGAAUUUCGACAAUUUUGAAUAUGGACAAGAUCCUAAUUCUUGAUCAUGGAAACCUGGUUGAAGAAGGAAACCCUCAAACUCUUAUGCAAGAUGAAUCCUCCAUAUUUUCAAAAUUUGCUAGGGCUUCAACGAUGUAAUGCUGAUAUCUUAUUAUUCAUCUCAAGUAGGUUUGUGCCGUAACUGACCUUUUGUUGUAACUUUAUAGAUCAUUAAUAACUUAAGUAUGCCCUUUUAGCAAUUGAAUCUGAUCUUGAAUCUGCUCACUGUAAAAUGCUAAUUCUACUAGUGAUAGAUAUAAUCUGUAUUCAGUAUAACUAGUUCAAACUUUUGUUUUUUAUU
This is a messenger RNA of Pistacia vera, 1688 nucleotides long. RefSeq names its product ABC transporter C family member 13-like. The coding region runs from base 335 to 1486 and encodes 383 amino acids. Gene Ontology annotation, biological process: transmembrane transport. The record is from RefSeq and is a predicted model, not a curated record. Gene Ontology annotation, cellular component: membrane. Gene Ontology annotation, molecular function: ATPase-coupled transmembrane transporter activity; ATP binding; ATP hydrolysis activity. The transcript has 8 exons. Lineage: Eukaryota; Viridiplantae; Streptophyta; Magnoliopsida; Sapindales; Anacardiaceae.